AUGGAUCCAGCAAAAUUAGCCAAGCUGCAGGCGCAGGCCGCAGCCAACAGGAUCGGUGGGAAGGGCACUGUACGACGCAAGAUCGUCCGGAAGGCGAAGCCCUCGACAGCGCAGGACGACAAAAAGCUCCAGGGCGCACUCAAGAAGCUCAACGUGCAGCCCAUUCCCGGCGUCGAGGAGGUCAAUAUGUUCAGGGAGGACGGGAACGUGUUGCACUUCACCGCGCCCAAAGUGCACGCGGCCGUUGCCGCCAAUACAUUCGCCGUGUACGGCGCGGGCCACGUGAAGGAGCUCACCGAGCUCGUUCCCGGCAUCCUCAACCAGCUCGGCCCCGACUCGCUCGCGUCCCUCCGCAAGCUUGCCGAGUCCUACCAGGCCAUCCAGCAGAGCCAGCAACGACCGCAGAACGCGGGCGCGGUUGACGAUGACGACGACGACGUGCCGGAUUUAGUAGAGAACUUCGACACCGUGGAGGAUAAAACCGCUGAGACCAACCUCGACUGA
Molecule: messenger RNA, 504 nt
Organism: Sparassis crispa
Lineage: Eukaryota; Fungi; Basidiomycota; Agaricomycetes; Polyporales; Sparassidaceae
Product: Nascent polypeptide-associated complex subunit beta
Exons: 3
Coding region: 1-504 (167 amino acids)
Cellular component (GO): nascent polypeptide-associated complex; cytosol
Source: RefSeq, a predicted model, not a curated record